CUCUCUCUCUCUCUCUCUCUGAGCGCACGAGCCAGUUGGUCUUAAGGAGCGCGCGCUGAACGCGGCAACCGCAACUUCACGCGCACUGAUUUGAUAAGAAAAACUUUAUUUGUCUUUCUUCCUCUGGACAUUAGCCUGUUGUUUUUAAUCUAAGAGCAUGGAUGCAAUGCGAUCUGUGGCAGUCUGGAUUGUAUUGACUAUGAUGCAGAUCUGCCUGUGUGAACCUCUGGAGAAACAAGACGACCAAGUGAUAGACAUGUUGGCGCUGCAAGAUAUCAAGCAGAAUGUGGCUGCGGUAGAAAAGAUUUCUGGAGCAAUGAAAACUCUCAGUGAUAUUUACAUCGUGUCCACCUUCCGACUGCCACCCAAACUUGGAGGAGUGCUGCUUGGCUUCUACAAUAAGCAGGACAAUAAAAAGUACCUAGAACUUGCCAUCAUGGGCAAAAUUAAUAAAGCCCUUGUGCGGUAUGUUCGUGAAGACGGCAAGCUGCACACAGUAAAUCUGCAAAGCUCUAACUUGGCAGAUGGGCGUACUCAGUCCAUCAUUCUCCGCGUAGGAGGACUGCAAAGACAAAAUCUCAGUCUUGAGCUUUAUGUCAACUGCCGCCUUGUUGAUUCUGCCCAGCGCCUGCCUCAAUUGGUUGCCCUUCCUUCAGAGGCGGAGUUGGUGGAGAUAAGGAAUGGUUUCAAGGCAUAUGCUCGACUUCAGGGAUCAGUGGAGAGCCUUAGACUCGCUCUUGGGGGAACCGUAGCUAAUGCAGGCGCGCUCACUGACUGCCCUUUUCAGGGUGACGCCUCCUCAUACAAUAUAGUAAAUGGGGAAGUGAACUCCAUUCUUGGUGAUCACACCAAAGUUCUUAUUGGACAGCUCAUUAUCUUUAAUCAGAUCCUGGGUGAGCUUCGACAAGACAUCAGAGAACAGGUGAAGGAGAUGUCUCUCAUUAGGAAUACCAUACUGGAGUGCCAAGUGUGCGGAUUCCAUGAGCCCCGCUCUCGCUGUCAUCCCAACCCAUGCUUUAAUGGUGUUCCUUGCAUGGAGACAUUUGAGUUUCCAGGAUACCGCUGUGGGCCUUGUCCUGAAGGAAUGACUGGCAAUGGCAGCCACUGUCAAGACCUUGAUGAAUGUUCACUGGCACAGCCCUGCUACUCUCCAAGUGCAUGUGUAAACACAGUGAAAGGUUUCAGAUGUGAGCCAUGCCCACCUGGAUAUUGGGGGAAACCGGUCUUAGGGUUUGGUCUAGAUUAUGCCAAGAACCACAAACAGGAAUGUCUAGACAUAGAUGAAUGUGUGGAAGUUGCCAAUGCAUGCACAGCCAAUUCUGUCUGUAUAAACAUCAUUGGGUCAUUUAAGUGUGGUCAGUGCAAAGCUGGCUAUGUGGGAAAUCAGACAGCGGGCUGUUUUCCCCGGAAAUCCUGUGCUACACUUGCUUUUAACCCAUGUCACUCCCAUGCUCACUGUAUCAUUGAGAGGAACGGUGAUGUGUCCUGUGCGUGUAAUGUUGGCUGGGCUGGUAAUGGGAACACAUGUGGUAUAGACACAGACAUUGAUGGCUAUCCUGACCGUGCUUUGCCCUGCAUGGACAAUAAUAAACACUGCAGACAGGAUAACUGUAUAUAUACACCAAACUCUGGCCAGGAAGAUGCAGAUAAUGAUGGCAUAGGUGACCAGUGUGAUGAAGACGCUGAUGGGGAUGGCAUUAAGAAUGUGGAGGACAACUGUCGGCUGGUACCUAAUAAAGACCAACAGAAUUCAGACACAGACUCCUUCGGUGACGCAUGUGACAACUGUCCCAAUGUGCCCAACAUUGACCAGAAAGACACAGACAACAACGGAGAGGGCGAUGCUUGUGACCAAGACAUUGAUGGAGACGGUGUUCAGAAUGUGCUGGAUAACUGUCCCAAAGUGCCGAACCCUAUGCAGACAGACCGGGAUUAUGAUGGAGUGGGAGACGCCUGUGACAGCUGCCCUGAAAUGAACAACCCCAUGCAGACCGACAUAGACAAUGACCUAGUUGGAGAUGUGUGCGACACCAAUCAAGACUCUGAUGGGGAUGGACACCAAGACAGUCGAGACAACUGCCCUGACAUCCCCAACAGCUCCCAGCUUGACUCGGAUAACGAUGGUAUUGGAGAUGACUGCGAUGAUGAUGAUGACAAUGAUGGAAUUCCUGACAUCGAGACUGCAGAAGGUCUCGGUCCUGAUAACUGCCGACUCAUUCCCAAUCCCAACCAAAAAGAUUCCGAUGGUAAUGGUGUUGGAGACGUGUGUGAGAAUGACUUUGACAAUGAUGCAGUACUGGAUUUGGUUGAUGUGUGUCCAGAGAGUUCUGAAGUCACACUUACAGACUUCAGAGCCUAUCAGACUGUCAUACUGGAUCCUGAGGGUGAUGCUCAAAUUGAUCCUAACUGGGUGGUGCUUAACCAGGGUAUGGAGAUUGUUCAGACGAUGAACAGCGACCCUGGUUUAGCAGUCGGUUUUACUGCAUUUAAUGGUGUCGACUUUGAGGGUACUUUCCAUGUAAACACAGUAACUGAUGAUGACUAUGCUGGCUUCAUCUUUGGUUACCAGGACUCAUCCAGCUUCUAUGUUGUGAUGUGGAAGCAGACAGAGCAGACCUAUUGGCAAAAUGUGCCAUUUAGAGCAAUGGCUGAGCCUGGUCUACAGCUUAAGGCAGUAAAGUCCCGUACAGGGCCAGGUGAAUUUCUCCGCAAUGCUUUGUGGCACACUGGAGACACAGAAGGAGAGGUGAGGUUACUGUGGAAAGACCCACGCAAUGUCGGCUGGAAAGACAAAACCUCCUAUCGCUGGCAGCUCAGUCACCGGCCCCAGGUUGGCUACAUAAGAGUAAAACUUUAUGAGGGAAUGGAUUUGGUGGCUGAUUCGGAUGUACUGGUUGACACCACUAUGAGAGGAGGUCGGCUUGGAGUCUUCUGCUUUUCUCAAGAGAACAUCAUCUGGUCCAACCUACGCUACCGAUGCAAUGACACUGUCCCGGAGGACUUUGAGUCACAGCAUAAACAAGUACUAAUGCACAUUAAGGUCUGAGGACUAGGAGAAUCAAAGCUGGCCACCCUGACCUGCACUGCCUCUUCAUACAGAAAUACUCACAACGCCUCUACAUUUGCUCUGAGUCUGCAAAGCAGCCACUGUGCACAAGUCCGACUGUUGAGCUCUUGUGUGAAAGGGAACACAUGAUCUAAAAAUGAUAAAAUGAGACCACAUCCCUCUAAAUCUAAAGAGGCUAAAUCAAAGUAGAGAAAUCAACAACAGACUUUUUAGUAGCUUAUAUGAAUGAGACUGUUGUAGUGGGGAGGUGCCUCAGGUCAAUGUAAAAUGCAAAACGCUGUAAGCUCUGUGUGUGUGUAUAUGAAUGUGUGAGUACUGAUGUGUGAAAGAAAAGGAACAAGUGAAAGGGAAAAUGUGUAAAGAUGACCAUGUGUUAAUGAUCACUGACUUUUACAUCUAGUGCAGGUUUCCUGUGCAACUUCUUGGCAUAGAUCUGUCAUCCCGUUACUGUAAAUAUCAAAUUAAAUCAACUUUAACAUAUACAGAACACAAAUGUGCCAAGAAUAAGACACAAGGAGGCAUCUUGUAUAGUGUCAGUCUAUAUUCUAAAAUGAAAAAAAAGUGCAGGUUUAUUAGACCACCGUUAAGUAUACAUAAUUAAAAAUUAAUAGCCUCGGAUAUCAAACAAUAAGUCUUUACAUUCAUUGUGACACUGACAAUCAUACCUAAGGCACAUAGUAUAAAUGUAGCAUUCUCUUUUAAAUUGCAUGACUAAAACUACCACAAGACUAGUAAGUGAUUCAACACAAAAACAGUGUUUAUAUAUUUGUCUCGUCAGCUCUGAAUGCUAGCACGGUGUAUGGGUGUCAUUAUCUGUCAUUUAGAGAUUCUAAUUCAGCUAAGGAACAUUGGUUUUUAUUUUAAUUAAAAUGUAUUUGUAGUGUA
This is a messenger RNA of Clarias gariepinus (North African catfish), 3952 nucleotides long. It is a transcript of the gene thbs3a, whose product is annotated as thrombospondin 3a. The transcript is spliced from 23 exons. Gene Ontology annotation, cellular component: extracellular region. Lineage: Eukaryota; Metazoa; Chordata; Actinopteri; Siluriformes; Clariidae. Gene Ontology annotation, molecular function: calcium ion binding. The record is from RefSeq and is a predicted model, not a curated record. Bases 158 to 3046 code for a protein of 962 amino acids. Gene Ontology annotation, biological process: cell adhesion.